Messenger RNA from Serinus canaria (Common canary), 1199 nucleotides. RefSeq lists its product as uncharacterized. Lineage: Eukaryota; Metazoa; Chordata; Aves; Passeriformes; Fringillidae. The record is from RefSeq and is a predicted model, not a curated record. The transcript is spliced from 4 exons. The coding region runs from base 1 to 1032 and encodes 343 amino acids.
AUGCGCGGCAGCCGAGAGUGCUCGGCACCGAGCCCGGAACGCGCCGCGAGAGCGGGAGCGCGGCGCCCCCGCGGUGCGGCCAGCGGGGCCGACACGGCCGAGCCCCGGCGGUGGAGGGAGCGGGAACCCGCGGGCAUGCCUGCAAACCCUCCGGCGGACGCUGUGUUGCCGGUUCACGAUCGGGAGGCUCCGCUCCCUCCACCUCUCCCUUCCUGCCUCCCCGGGGCCGGCCGUGCCGCGCAGCAGCGGUUAGGCGUGCAGCACCGCCGGAACGCGAUAAACAAGGAUGGCCAUCUGCCCUCCGCCCGCUGCCAGCGCGCCGGCACUGCGCCUGGCAGAGCACGGGGGGUGCCUGCCCCGGCCCCGCUCCUGUCCCGGAGCCGCGGGAAGCCGCCGCGCCGCGGGGGCGAGGUCCCCACGCCCUUAUCGGCCGAGACAGCCGAGGAGGCCCGCGGAGGAGUCGUUGCUGCAUCGGCCGCACGGGCAGCGGCGGCGGCAGGCGGGGGCUGGCCCGGGGCUGGCUCGGCUCAGCGCAGCUGGGUGUGUGUGUGCGUGAGUGUGUGUAUAUGUGUGUGUGUGUACAAAGCCGGGUCCCGGGAACUGCCCGAGGGCGGUACUAGGCAGCACAAGGCCAAACCCCCCGGGCCCCCCCGCUUCUCCCCCACCGUGAUCAGUCUCUGCCACGGAGGGAGUGGGGAACCGCAGGGGACGCGGCCGGGCCAACGCACGCCUCAGCCUCCAGCCCUGCGGAGCACUGACAGGAUGAUCCAUUACGCGGGUGUCACUGCCUACAACGAGGUUCAAUCAGAUACGCCGGUUGCCGUGGACAACGGGGGAAGCGGCGGUACCGGGCUGACGACUUUUCUGGAGAGGCGGGUGGUGGUUGCCAUCAGGGAGGUGACACGGCGCGAUCUGCAUGAGGGUGGCCCGGCAUCGCGGGAAGGGACAAACCGCAUCUUCCGCAGCCGCCGCUCGCCUCGCGGCCCCUCCGCUCGUCCGGGAGGCAGCCCCGAACCACCGGCACAUCCUUAGGGAGAGGAACGUCUUCCCUUACAGACGGCUCCGCGGAUGUGCACACACCCCCCCCAUCUGGGAUGCGGUCGGGUCCCUGCCCGGUUCGUGUCCCCCUCGCCGCCGCUGUUGCGGGGCCGGGAGCACGGCACGGCGCCCCACGUCCCUCCCGCAGCCCCGCGGUGGAA